Hippoglossus stenolepis (Pacific halibut) is the source of this 1825-nucleotide messenger RNA. RefSeq names its product myc target 1a (gene myct1a). Lineage: Eukaryota; Metazoa; Chordata; Actinopteri; Pleuronectiformes; Pleuronectidae. The coding region runs from base 302 to 904 and encodes 200 amino acids. The transcript has 2 exons. The record is from RefSeq and is a predicted model, not a curated record. Gene Ontology annotation, cellular component: nucleoplasm.
GACAGUGUAGUUUUCCGCUUCCAUAAACAAGACGGCUGCCAGGGUUAGCUGCCAGUCCUGAGUGCCUCUGGGGCUGAGGCGCUCUCUGAGGGGGACAGACUUUUACAGACAGGGAAAGUGAGCAAGGGACAAAAGGGGGAGAAAGUGAGAGGACGGGAAAGAGGGGAGGCAAAAAACAACAGGAAAAAAAGAAAGAGGAGCAAGAGCUGACAGAAGAGAAGGAGAAGGGAGAAGAAGAGAGAGUAAAAUAAAGACUGAGUUGAGUCUCUCUCUCUUCUCCUCUAACUGAACAGAUUAAGUCAUGGCCGAGAACAACACAAAUCUCUUUCUGGAAAUACUUGAGUCGUUUGAUGCGGUCCCUCUGAUAAUAGCUUUCUGCGUGUCCAUGGCGGUGGGCCUGGUUUUGGGGGCCCUGGUUUACGUGAUGUUGACCUGGAUGUCCCGCCGCAGAGUAGGCUCUGCCAGCAUCACCCGCCGCCCCCCUCGUCCGUCACGCACCAGCUCACGCAACCGUCCCGGCUUCAACCGCAACAGCAGCUACGACCGGCGCAGCAACAACAGCCUGGUCAGCGCCGCUUUCAGCUUCCACCGGCAGACGUCCUCCCCGGAUCACUUCGACCCCCUGGGGCACAAAUCCAGCUUCAGGGCCUCCACCUUCCACCCACUGCUCCAGUGCAGCCAGAUCGCAAGGGAGGCCGAGGAGGGAAGUCAGACCACGCUGCCUCGGACCCCGACUCUGACCUCCACGCCCGGGUCGGCUCACACUGCGGCCCAGGCAGCUGUCACCCCACCCAGACCCGAGUCGUUUUGGGGGAACAAUGGGGUGAGGGGUUUGCAGGCUACGCAGACCCCACCUCCAGCUUAUGAGAGCAUCAUCAGAGCUUAUCAGGAAACGCGCACCUGAGGAGGAGAGGGAGCGCCACGCUGACAAUGAAUGAAUGAGUUGAAAAAUGGAUUCACGAAUGAAACUGGAGUCAAGCUGUAUUGAUUGAUGUGACCAUGGUGGAGCUGGGCGGAGCGAACAAGGAAGCUAAGGUCAAGGUCAAGCAGGCAAUCAGUUUGGGUUGGUUAAUAUAUAUAUCGACAAAAGCAUACUUGAGUUUCAGCGUUCAAUACUGAUUAUUUUCAAUUUAAAAAUCAUAUUGUUUGACACUUUCAUUGUGUAUGCUUGCACAGAAUCUUUGUUUAGUCUCGACCAGGAAAAUCUACAUAUGCAUACUAUUGGCUGGGCAUUCAUGAUGCAAGGCAAGACUUGUGCUUUUAACCCUGCUGAUCACCGAAUCUAUGCAAGAGAGAGAUAACGUGUGUGUGUGUGUGUGUGUGUGUGUGUGUGUGUGUGUGUGUGUGUGUGUGUGUGUGUGUGUGUGUGUGUGUGUGUGUGUGUGUGUGUGUGUGUGUGUGUGUGUGUGUGUGUGUGUGUGUGUGUGUGUGUGUGUGACCCGAGAGGAAGACGAGUAUUUGUGUGCAGUAAGGACAUUUUGUGUGAUUCAUUGUUGUGUCCAAGCUAAACCUAGUGGAGACAGCUUUUGAUUUUUCACAUGUUUUUAUAAAGCCGAAGUAUAUGUGAGUGUGUGUGUCAUUCAAAGGACUUUAAUGUGUGUUUGCAUGAAAAGUGUGUGUGUGUGUGUGUGUGUGUGUGUGUGUGUGUGUGUGUGUGUGUGUGUGUGUGUGUGUGUGUGUGUGUGUGUGUGUGUGUGUGUGUGUGAUCUUGAGAGUGAGACAGAAAAGAGGGCAUUAGUUGAAAGAGGUUUUACAAUUUUAUAUAUGUUUGAAUGCCAUUUACUGAACUCUGCUUAUAAGUUAAUGUAAUAAAAGCAAGAAUCGA